UCUGGUGAUCUAAAACCUGUGAAGCGCAGCGGCAGCUUAGAAUGGCUGCCACCGACCAUGUCAGAUGAUCCACAACCUGUGAAGCGCAGCGGCAGCUUAGAAUGGCUUCCACCUACCAUGUCUGAGCUGAGAGUUGUUCUGCUGGGGAACAGCUGGUCUGAGAGGAGUUCAGUGGGGAACUUGAUACUGGGAGAGACUGUGUUCAGCACUGAGGAAGAACCAGACCACUGUGUGAGAGUCAGAGGACAGUUAAAGGACAAAGAAAUAGUUCUCAUCAACACUCCAGAUCUGCUGCUUCCCAACAUCUCUGAACACAAACUAAGAAAACAUGUAGAAAACUGUGUGAGACUCUCUGAUCCUGGACCUCAUGUGUUCCUGCUGGUUCUACAGCCUGAAGACUUCACUGAGGAACACAAACUGAGACUCUGCAGAGUCCUUGAAAAGUUAAGUGAGCGAUCAUUUGAUCAUUCACUGGUUCUGAUAUCAACACCCAGAGAGGAGAGUUCAGCUUUCGAAGAUUCUCCAUUAAAAGAGAUGAUCAGAAUGUGUAGAUACAGAUAUCUGAAGCAGGAAAACCUUGAACUUCCAGAGCUGUUAACACGUUUGGAGGAUGCAUGUUUGAAAACGAAACCAAAGUCUGAACACAUGAAACCAGCUCUAAACAUGGUUCUGUGUGGGAGGAGAGGAGCAGGGAAGACCUCAGCAGCCAAGGCCAUUUUAGGUCAGACAGAGCUUCAUUCAGUCUCCAGCUCAGAGUGUGUUAAACAUCAGGGAGAGGUGUGUGGACGUUGGGUUUCCCUGGUAGAGCUGCCUGCAUUGAAUGGAAAACCUCAGGAGGAAGUGAUGGAGGAAUCAUUCAGGUGUAUCUCCCUCUGUGAUCCUGAGGGCGUCCAUGCCUUCAUCCUGGUCCUUCCUGUGGGUCCCCUCACUGAUGAAGACAAGAAAGAGCUGGAGACCAUCCAGAACACUUUCAGCUCUCGAGUCAAUGACUUCACCAUGAUUCUGUUCACUGUGGAGUCAGAUCCUACAGCUCCAGCUGUUGUUAACGUUAUAAAGAAAGAUAAUGGCAUCCAGGAGCUCCGUCAGAGCUGUGGAGGAAGACAGUUUGUCCUCAACAUCAGGGACCAGCAGCAGAUCCCAGAGCUGUUGGAUGCUGCAGAAAAGAUGAGAGUGGAAGGAUCCAGAUGCUUCACAAUGAAGAUGUUCACCAAGGCUCAAGUGGAGAAGGUUACAAGACUUAGAGCCGAACUGCAGGAUGUGAAACAGAGUGUGAUGGGAGGUGACGAUCAACAUCAGAGCAGCGAGCCUCUCAGGAUAGUGCUGAUUGGACGGACUGGCAAUGGUAAGAGUGCAACCGGAAACACCAUUUUGGGAAAACAACACUUCACAUCUGGUGUCAGCAUCAGUUCAGUCACCAAGUUUUGUGAGAAAGCAACCGGAGAGAUUGAUGGGCGGCCUGUAGCUGUGGUUGACACUCCUGGCUUGUUCGACACGUCCAAUGAUGACGUUCAACAGGAGCUGGUGAAAUGCAUCAGCAUGUUGUCUCCUGGACCUCAUGUGUUCCUACUGGUGCUGCGGAUCGGUCGUUUCACACAAGAGGAAAAAGCCUCUGUGGAACUGAUCAAGAAAUGCUUCGGCAAGAAUUCAGGAGAUUUCAUCAUCAUUAUAUUCACCAGAGGAGAUGAACUGGAGGAUCAGUCAUUUGAGAGUUACAUAGAAAGAGACCGUGAAGGCUUUUUGACAAAACUGAUACAUGAAUGUAAAGGAAGAUAUCAGGUCUUCAAUAAUAAGAAUAAGAAAGACCACACACAAGUCAAGGAACUGAUGAAGAUGUCCUACAAGAUGCUGAAGGAAAAUGGCGACAGCUUCUACACCUCAGAGAUGUUUCAAGAGGCUGAGGAAGCCAUACAGAAGGAGGUGGACAGGAUCCUGAAGGAGAAAGAGGAAGAAAUGAAGAAACAGAAGGACGAGCUGCAAAGGAAACAUGAGGAGGAAAUGGAAGCAGUGAAAAGAAAAAUGGAACAACAAAGGUCAGAAAUUGAACAAGAAAGAGCCAGACAACUUAAAGAAAUGGAGAAUAACAUCAACAAGGAGCGUGAGGAGAGAAAGAAAGAACAGGAAAAGAGAAAAGAAGAAGAAAGAGAGAAGCAAGGCCAGGAAGAACUUCAACAACAAGAGUGGGAGAAAAAACUUGCAGCUCUGGAGAAAAAAAUAAAGUCAGAAUCAAAGGAGAAGAAAACCAUUGAUAGAGAGUUGGAGCAAAGCAAAGAAGAGCUUAGAAAGCAACGAGAGGACUGGGAAAAGAAACAAAAAGAAUGGUGGGACAAACGGAAUCAAGAAGAUGAUCAGAAACGACAGGAGGAGAAAACAAGAAUAAGAAAGCUACAAGAAGAAUACGAGCAGGAAAGAGACAAACAUGAAAAGAAAAGAAAAGAAGAAGAUCGAAUCAGAAGGGAACAGGAGGAGAAGGAGAGAAAAGAUCUGGAGGAAAACUAUAAGAAGAAACUGGAGGAGAUGAAGAAGAAAUAUGAAGAGGAGGCCAGAAAACAAGCUGAAGAGUUCAAUGAGUUCAGACAGAAAUACACCAAGGACUUUUCAGCGUUGGUCGACAAGCACAUGGAAGAAAUCCAGGAAUUGAAGCAAAAGCAUAUGUGUGAACACCUCAUUGGUCAGGAGAUCUCUGACACCACAUGGGUCUACUGUAAAGAGUAA
This is a messenger RNA of Centropristis striata (black sea bass), 2712 nucleotides long. Its product is annotated as GTPase IMAP family member 8-like. The coding region runs from base 58 to 2712 and encodes 884 amino acids. Gene Ontology annotation, molecular function: GTP binding. The record is from RefSeq and is a predicted model, not a curated record. The transcript has 4 exons. Lineage: Eukaryota; Metazoa; Chordata; Actinopteri; Perciformes; Serranidae.